GCGCGAGGCCAUGCUCGAGUGGCUUCUCUACCAGAAACACAGCAAAGAGGUCUUUGGGGAGCAGAUCCAGCCCCCCCGGGGCCCCAUGGAGUCCGAGUCCGUCAUGCACCGGGACUUCUGCCGGAAGGACUUUGUCUCCGUGCCCCCGGCCCCCACCAAGCCUCACGACUACCGCCUGGAGCAGCCGCAGACCUUCUGGGUGGAGCACGCCAAGCAGGUGCCGGGCGUCUCCUGCAUCCGGACAGUGGACUCCCCGUUCAGGAAGUGCGCAGCCUUCACCACCCCGGUCCGGGAGUACCUGGAGCAGCCCUACAACCAGGAGACCUACCCAGAGUUCUAGCCCCAUUAAAGGGGCACAGCCCCCUUCCCACCACA
Molecule: messenger RNA, 375 nt
Organism: Anolis sagrei ordinatus
Lineage: Eukaryota; Metazoa; Chordata; Lepidosauria; Squamata; Anolidae
Source: RefSeq, a predicted model, not a curated record